CGUUUUCAGCGAAACUUCGGUCACACUCAAGCCACCAACUGCGAAAAUCAUUUGUAAUCUUUAAACGCAGUUUUUAUGCCUAGAAACACCUGAAAGUGCUGCAAAACACAUUCACCCACAGCCGGGAGUUCGUCUUGAGGCCGAAACUUAAAGAAUUAGGGGUGAAAACUGCAUUUGAAAGUGGACUUGUGGUGCGAAGAAAAAAAUUUUGCAGCAGAAAAUUCCCAGAUUAAAGAGGAGACGAAGAUCAAGAGCAACAACAGGAACACCCCAGCAGCAACAGAAAGGAACAAGGAACAGCAAAAGCAGGGGAAAAAGCAAAAGCGUCAACGGCAACGGCUUCACAUUGGACAUGUCAUGUCAGCAAGUCUCCAGAUUCCAAGCAGCCACAUUAGCUAAAAGCACAGCAGCCAGCAGGAGAAUUGCCACCGCAGCAGCAGUAGCAGCAGCCGCAACAACAGCAACAGCCGCCACUGCGAUAACCGCAGCAGCAGUCGCAAAAGCAACAUCCGCAACAGCAGCUACUGCGGCAGUAACACUGACGCCAGUGGAGAGCAUUGCCGCCGCCAAGACGACGUCCGAGGACACGGAUCCCUAUGCCUUCACAGAGACCGUGGCAGUCGCACCACCCAUUUUAUUCAAUGCACAGAAAUCGCGAGCCCGCUUAAGCGACAGCAGCAGCAGAAGCAACAACAGCAGCAGCAGCAACAAGAGGCAGUCGGCGUCAGCAGCUGCGGCCAGCAGGAAGGCGAGUCUGGUGCUCCAACUGAACGCCACAGCAGCUGCAGCAGCCACCGCGAAGGCGCAGGCGUCUUUGGCGACUCACACAACCACAACGAAUUUCCAUCAUGUCACGCAAUCUCAGAGACAGUCCGCUUUGUCGCCAAUGCUGCAGUUGCAACUGCCGCUGCAAAGCUUGCAGUCACAGUCCCAACCGUCGCAGGCAUCGCCGAAGCGGGCCACUAACGUGUGCAUAGUCCGCCCGCAGCAGCAGGAGAAGGAGUAUCGCCAGCCAACGGUUGUCACACCACCACCACCGCCGCUCUAUUCCCAUACGCCGUCGCUGUGGCAGACGCCGCUGCUGCUGGACAAUGGCCAAAAGCAAACGCAGCCGCAGCAGCCUAAGCAGCAGAAGCAGUCGCAGCAGAAACAGUUACAGCAACUGCAACAGAACAAGCAGCAGCAGCAACAACAAAUUGUCCAGCAGCAGCAACAGCAAAAGCAGCAUCUUCUACAACAACAGCACCUCCAGCAACAGCUAGCUCUCCAGCAGCAGCAGCAGCAGCAACAACAGCAGCAGUCAAUUGCCAUUUCGCUGGUCAGUCCGCCCACAUCGCCCGCCUCGUUAACCUCGCCCACAUUACCACCAGCCACCGCUGCUGUGACUGCCAUGGUGGCGCCGAUCUCUGUCUCGCCCAAGGGUGGCUUGCCAUUGCCACCGUCAAAAUUCCAUCAUACUACGUUGGCGCAGCACUUGCAGAAGGUGGAGUGCUUAAAGAAAAAGAAAUCCUUGCCGUUGGCUAGCCAAAACAACAACAACAUCAAGAUGCUGAAUAACAACAACAACAAUAUAGUGGAAUCACUGAACAAACCAGUGAUGGCGCAGGGCACGAACUUCAAUCAAACGCAGCCGCCACCACUGACAGUGUUCAAUACAUCAACAGUGGCAACACCACCACCACCACCACAGAAACAUUCCUCCGGCAACACUGGCGAUCUCAAUGAGAUUCCCGUCAACGUUAUCUUCCGCAUGCCAUCAGUGGCGGCAGGAGGAGGUAAUGCAAUCGAUGGAACAACGGGUGUUAAGUUGGUGACGCCUCUGACUCCGCCCACACCGCCGGAUAUGUUGGCUCCCCCUUUGCUAGCACACAUGCAUCCCACAGCUUGUGUUCCGGCUCUGACUGUUCCCAGCAACAAAGGGCUCAAGGUGGUUUCCCCGCCAGCUAAGCCCAGCAGCUCUGAAGUUGUUUUGUCACCGCCUUCCAGCGCACUGCAAGCACCAUCACUCACAGCAACACCACCCGCCACAUUAGCAGCCAAUAAAAAUGAACAAAUGUCUUCCAAAGCGGCCGCCAGGAGAGGCAAUAACAACAACAACAACAACAUUGCAGCUAAGAAAUUGCCAACUACUGCGACGAUGCCACCGCCGCCGCCCCAGGAACCGAUUGCUACAUCGCCACCUCCGUUGCCCAUUAAGUCGGAGCCCGCUGCGCAUCGCCAGCGUCGCCGCAAGACCGCCUCCAAACGCUGCAGCUCGGUGACCCUAAGUGAAAACGAGACCUUUCCUUCGGACUCGCCCUACUGCUUGCAGCAGCACUGGCUGCAUUCCACUUCCGGCCGGGAUCUGUCUUUGGAGACGCCGCUUUCCCCAAGCAAUCGGCGGGAAGAAAGGAUCGCGAUGCGGAAAGGACUCUUGCGACGUCAGGCCCUGCAGCUGCUGUCCACACGUUCGCUGCAAGAUCUGCCCAUGCGGGCGGCCAGACAGCGGUUGCAGUGCGUCCAAAAUAUGCUGCUAAAGUACCAGGAUCAUGCCGGUCAGCAGCAGGGCAUUGGCAUUGGCAAUCGCUGUCUGGUGGCCAACUGCAAAUUGCCAACGCUAAGCAUGGCGGCUCACUGCGAUCGCCACAUUGUGAACAACAGCACCCAGCAACUGUUCCAGCCCUGCGUGGCCUGGCGAAUGGAUGGAACCGCCUGUCAGGCUCCCGUCUUCGAUGUCUUGCACACGCUGGCCUUGUGCACGGUGCACAGUCACCUGCGUGCCGGCCUGGAUGCUGCUCGUCCACCGCCAAAGAAUGCAACAUCCGUGGCUGGAGCUGUGACGAUGUGUGUGCCCGUAAAGCAGCGCAAACGCAAGGCCAAUCCAAAUCCGGUGGUGCGUCCACAGAAACGGGGAAGGAAACAGGCAGGCGGGGAGCAGCAGAUCAGCAUCACCAAUCUGCCGCCUAUACCGACAGCAGGAAUGGGAAUGCAGCGCAAGAGCAGCACCACCUCGCUGGAGUCCAUAGCCAGCAACUCGCACUCCUCGGCCGCCUCGCAUUCCCAAGUGUUGCCGUACACGCCCGCAACGCAGACCAUGUCCAUACUGCCGGCUUUGGCUCCGCUAAGUGGGGAUUAUCAGCCCAAGCAGCAACAGCAGCAGCAGCCGCCGCAGCAACCGCUCUUGGUGCCCAAAUUGGAGGCAGAGGAGUUGCCACUGUUCAGUGACCACCAGCAGCAGCAACAUUUGGAUAUUAAGGCCGAAGAGAUUAGCCAAAUUGUGGCCCAAUUGGCGGCUGCUGGUGGGGACUUGCAGCACCACAACAACAACAAUAAUAGCAGCAAUCACAAUCAUAAUAAUACCAACAAUAAUAUCGUGCACUUCAACAAUAACAACAACAACAAUAUAAACUAUAGCAACAAUAAUAACCAGCACAGUUUCCCGUCAUUCAACACGGCCUUUGGCAAUGCCAUGGGUCAACCCAUAACUACAACAACAGGAGGAGUAACAACAACAAUCACGCACAACGGUCCAGCUGUUACUCCAGCUACACCUGCUAUCCUGGCCAACACCGCAGAUCUGCUCGGCCAGGAUAUGUUUGGAAUCUGUGAGAAUAGCUCAGCAUACGCCAGUUCCGAGGACACGGGUCUGGGUGGAAUCAGCGAGUCGGAGCUAAUGGCGGGCGCUCACGAUGCUGAUGAUAUAGCAUUGAACGGUGCCCACUUGCUGGAAGAGCACGAUCUGGUAAAUGUGUUCGACACGCUGCCGGACGAUGCCUUCAACGAGCUGUUCCAAUCCGUGCAACAAGCCGAGUGCGAGGCCAUGGACCGGGCGCUGGAGAUUGCCGAUAAGAACCUUAAGUGUCUGCAGCAGACGAUCGGCGGUUCGGCGGACAGUGCGGAUUUCCUUAACGAUUUCCUUGACGUAAGCGAUGAUCUGCUGGCGGACGCAGUGAUGCACUCGCCGAACACGUCGGGCAUUGAUGCAGCCACCCUGUUCGUGGACAGCAGCAGCGGCGGCGGCAACAGCAGCAGUAAUGGCGCCUCCUCCGACAUCCGGGGCCUGGUGCUACAGACCUAAUUCGUCGGAAUGCGUCAGGCUGAAUCGAUACUUUCAAGAGAGACAAGAGAUUUUCAAAGCUACUACACAGUUUUACUUCUAAGCAGCAGCAGCAGCUUUCGCCAAGAUAUUUUCAAUAUUUUUCAUUAUAAAUUUCGGACAAAUUUUUGAUAAAUUUCUCAA
Messenger RNA from Drosophila kikkawai, 4219 nucleotides. RefSeq names its product lethal (3) L1231. The record is from RefSeq and is a predicted model, not a curated record. Gene Ontology annotation, cellular component: nucleus. Lineage: Eukaryota; Metazoa; Arthropoda; Insecta; Diptera; Drosophilidae.